CAUGUCAUUUUAUCAUUCAUAUUUAGUUUAUUCACUAUUCAUUAAGUAUAAAAGGAAUUAACUUAAAAAAUUAUAUAUAAAAAUUAAUUGAAAUAUAAAAUAUCAUUGAAAAUGUUCCGUAAUCAGUAUGAUAGCGAUGUUACUGUUUGGAGUCCGCAAGGUCGUCUACAUCAAGUGGAAUAUGCCAUGGAAGCAGUUAAACUUGGUUCAGCUACAGUUGGAUUAAAGAAUACGGAUUAUGCUGUAUUAGUAGCUUUGAAAAGAGCAUCAUCUGAACUUUCUUCGUACCAAAAAAAAAUUAUUCCAAUAGACGAUCAUUUAGGAAUUUCUAUAGCUGGUAUUACAGCGGAUGCCAGGGUGUUAAGUUGUUAUUUGCGUAGCCAAUGCUUGCACUAUAAGUACACGUACGAUACCUAUUACCCCGUGGCACGAUUAAUUUUAGAUUUGGGUAAUAAAAUGCAAAUAACAACUCAGCGUUAUGACCGUCGUCCUUAUGGUGUAGGAUUGCUUGUAGGAGGUUACGAUGAUAAAGGUUCCCAUAUUUAUCAAGUGCUUCCAUCAGCAAAUUAUUUUGACUGUAAAGCUAUGUCUAUUGGAUCACGAUCUCAGAGUGCCCGAACUUAUUUGGAAAGACACCUUAACGAUUUUCUUGAUUGUUCAAAGGACGACUUAAUUUGCCAUGGAAUUCAAGCUUUGCGUGGUUCAUUGCCAAAUGAAGAUCUAUUGUCUAAAGAUGAGGUGUCUCCACUUUUAAAUAUAUCAAUUGCUAUUGUUGGCAAAGAUCAACCGUUUAAAAUUUUAGAUGAUAAUGAAAGCCGUCACUAUAUGUCUCUGACGAAAUCCAAAACCCCAAAAGCUGCAGCUACUCGCCCUGAUGAUGAUGACGAUGACGAUACACCAGCACCUAUAGCCAAGGACAAUGAGGAUCCUCCCCACGGCCCUAGCGACUCAAUUCCACUUGUAGCUAUGGAGACAUAAAGGUACGCUAAAGGAAAAUAGUUUUUGAAUAUAUUUUGAAACUAAAUUGGAACAUCAACUUAUUGAAUAAACAUUUUUAUUUUGAACUAACAAA
This is a messenger RNA of Condylostylus longicornis, 1072 nucleotides long. RefSeq names its product proteasome subunit alpha type-1 (gene Prosalpha6). The coding region runs from base 112 to 978 and encodes 288 amino acids. The transcript has a single exon. Gene Ontology annotation, cellular component: nucleus; proteasome core complex, alpha-subunit complex; proteasome core complex. NCBI's taxonomy places the organism in Eukaryota, Metazoa, Arthropoda, Insecta, Diptera, Dolichopodidae. The record is from RefSeq and is a predicted model, not a curated record. Gene Ontology annotation, biological process: ubiquitin-dependent protein catabolic process.